AAGCACAACACCGUACGGGUCGGACGCGAACCGCGUAGAUUAAAAAGUUCAAGAUAUUUUAGUUAGUGAAAUGUCGUUUUCCAUAGUAACUUCUCAAAUGUUGUACAUCAACGACUUUCAGUAACAGACGCGAAGAAUUAAAGGUGGGCAACAUACAUAUAAAUAUACAUUCAUAUGUAAAAGCCUCAUUUUUGUCGGUUAAAUUCCAAAAUAAAAGCUCGACUUGCAUACAUCUUUAUAUCUUAAAUGUACAAACAUAGAAAGCUUGCCGGGCUGCAUAAGUGUACUUCUAUUUUAAUUGUGUUACCGGUGUAUUAUUGUUAUUGCCCACUUUAAAUAGGUGAAAAAUAAAAAUUGGCCCGUCCUUUCAAUAUUCUGAGUCGAUGCUAAAAAUGCAAGUGCAAAAAAUAUCCGUGAAAAAGUAUGAACUUUAAGAAAAAUACAUAUACACACACACUCGCAUUCAUGACGAUCAUUCAUUAUUGCUUCUGCUUCUUGCGCGACGUGUUUCGGUUAAGCUUACCUGGCUGUGUGCGUGUGUGAGAGUGCGCGAUAGUGUGAGCGUGAGUGCGAAGCCGAGCUUUCGAGUUAAAGUUCUUUAGCUUGCGUCGGCGUAGCGUUGGCAGCAACAGCAGCAGCAACAGCAACAGGUUAGACCCGUAUACAGCAACAUCUUUGGCAGCCUGGAUCUCAGUAUUUAGCAAGAGAACACUCGCAAGUCAUCCCCAUCGUUAUGCUGUACAGUAAAACAUGGCAACGUCGACACUGUAUGUUGCUGGGGUGACCUGUUUGGGUUUCGUGUGCUUUGCUUUGGCAUCCGUCGCCAUUGGCAUACCCAUUUGGGGUUAUUACGAUAGUCCAUCAGGUGGCUAUGACUACGAUCGCGGCUACUUUGGGCCCUUCAAAGUGUGCAAGCAAUUGACUUAUAAUCGUGAAAAAUGCGGCAACGAUGUCUCCAAGUUCAGGCUGAGCAAUGCAGUAUUUGUCAGCGGUCUUUUGGCGGUUGGCAGUUCAGCUCUGCUGGGCAUCUUCUGCAUAUUGUCGGUCAUCCAACACGCGAUGAUAUCGUCACGGGAGAAGGUUGUCAUGUCCUACACAUCACUGGUCAUUGUCAAACUCAUUCUAGCCCUGCUGGGUGGUUUGUUGGCCAUAAUAGCCACAGUGCUGUUCGCGUUGCAAAUUGAUGAACAGGAGCGCUUCGGUUUCAAAAUAUCGCGUGGCAUUUCCUUCUAUAUACAGAUAGUUGUGAUUGUCUUAUCGAUUGGUCUGUUUGUGGCCGCCCUGUAUGACGUCAUCUUCUCACGUGGCUCUGGAGGCGAUCCCACAAUGGCGCUGGACGCUUCAUCGCCGGCAAGUGCAACCACGUUUAAUAAUCCAGGAUUUAAGGAGCCUCGAAGUCGCAACGGCGUCUCGGUCACAGACGCCUCUGGAAAGCCGUACAGCGGUAUACGAAACGGAGCUGGAACUGCCGGAAGUGUGGCUUCCAUGAGUACCACUGUGACCAGUGUCUCGAAUGGAUCCACCUUGGACUCGGUGACACGUUCCCCGCUGCGUUCCAGUCUGAAGAAACCACGACCCAGGCCCGAUCCUACGCUGGGUAUUCAGAAUCCAGGCUAUUCAGGCUCGGGCAGCUCUCCACCCAUGCGUCGCAAUGGGAGUGUGAAGAAGGUGCGCAUUCAAACGCACAGCACAGAGGUCUAGAUGGGAUAUAUGUUAGGUUUAUCCGAUAAUCGAAAAGAGCAUCAAUACGAAUUAAGAAGAACGACGACAAAAACAACAAAGACUGUGUAUAGUAGCAACAACAACACAAAACGACAUUUGAAAAAAUACAAAAUCAAUUGACAAGUUGUAAGAUUUCAUUAACAAACAUAAAGUGAAUUAAUAUUGAUAUAAACAAAUUAUUUUCAUUUGUCUUCCAAAUAAGUCGCAAUGUUAAUUUGUUUCUAGACAAAGUGAGAAUUUAAUUUUGAUUAAAUUGUUUAUGACAAUUUUGUAAGCAACGGUUUCCGUCCAAGGGCAGAGUCAAUGUAGGUAAUUUAAUUUUCAUUUGACAUUUAUAUAUAUUAUUUACCAUCCCUCAAGUGUCCUUAAGACCCACGCCCAGUCCCUCCACAAGCUACAAAUCAAAUAGAGAAUAUCUUUUCAACUUUGUAAUGAUUUAGGUUUAGAUUUAGAUUCCAUUAAUUUGCAAUGUAAAAUAUAAACAAUUGUUGCUAAGUUAACCAUAUAAAAGACAUACUACUUUUAAGCUUGUUUGUUUAAAAAUACGUUUAAUGUUUUUCGCUGUAAGCUACAAAUAUAAUAAAUUAAAUGCAUAUUAAAAUU
Drosophila innubila is the source of this 2325-nucleotide messenger RNA. RefSeq lists its product as uncharacterized. Lineage: Eukaryota; Metazoa; Arthropoda; Insecta; Diptera; Drosophilidae. The transcript has 6 exons. The record is from RefSeq and is a predicted model, not a curated record. Bases 751 to 1701 code for a protein of 316 amino acids.